AUGCCGAGCCGGACCAGUACGGCACAAGGGCCAGCAUCUCAAGACGUGAGCAUGCAAGACGGCUCGUCUGCCGCACAAUCCGAAGAUGCUGAGAUGGAGGACGGUUUUGAGGCAGACGAGCUAGAGGAAAAGAAGGAGGAGGAGGAGGAGGAGGUAGAGGACCAGCGCGUUAGGAUCUUGCCUGGCUCGACAGAUACCGCAGCCUCAUUUGAAUUCACCGACGAGGGACACACGCUAGGGAAUGCUCUGCGAUACAUCAUCAUGAAGAACCCCGAUGUGGAAUUUUGCGCAUAUACCAUCCCCCACCCGUCAGAGCCCAAGAUGAACAUCAGAAUCCAGACAUACGAUGGCGCAGCAGUCGAUGCACUGAAAAAGGGACUGCACGACCUGCAAGAUGUUUGCGACGUCGUAGCAGAAGAGUUCUGGGUAAAGAGACAAGAGUUCAAUUCUAGUAACCACAUACACCAAUAA
Molecule: messenger RNA, 471 nt
Organism: Ustilaginoidea virens
Lineage: Eukaryota; Fungi; Ascomycota; Sordariomycetes; Hypocreales; Clavicipitaceae
Exons: 4
Coding region: 1-471 (156 amino acids)
Biological process (GO): DNA-templated transcription
Cellular component (GO): RNA polymerase III complex; RNA polymerase I complex
Molecular function (GO): DNA-directed RNA polymerase activity; DNA binding; protein dimerization activity
Source: RefSeq, a predicted model, not a curated record